AUGGACACGGACCGUUUGAUAGGUAUUUAUGUUUAUCUCUUAUUCGCGGCUAGUCUUCGUUUCAACGAAAAUAUACUACAAUUAUCAAUUUAUAAAACGCGUUUUCAUUAUCCUUUAUAUAUAAUUAGCACACAAUAUCGUCUUAUUAUACGACAACAGCCAAAACAGGCUCGACUGUGUAGCCUGAAAGAGAGAGAUCGAAGACCCGUUGAUCCUCCUCCAAUCAUUCAACUCAAAGUAGAUUGUUACGGAGAUGAAGCACAUAACAAUGAACAUUUUGCAAUUUCAUCCAAAUUUCUCGCUGGUACUUUAGUUUCUUCUCUUCAUAAACUUAAAGACAUUGAUAAUUCUGAUGGUGGUUUUUUUGUGUUUGGUGACAUAUCUGUACGAGUUGAAGGUCGUUAUCGCUUACAAUUUAGUUUAUUCGAAAUCAUCAAGAGUGAGGUCGUUCACAUACAAUCGAUCUUAUCUGAUGUAUUUGACGUAUAUUCCCCCAAAACAUUUCCUGGAAUGUCCGAAUCAACUUUUUUAUCAAGAUCUUUUUCUGAUCAAGGUGUUAGAAUAAGAAUACGCAAAGAACACCGGAUCCAAAUGUAUUUUAAUUUUCAUCAUUAUAUGAUUAAUAAGCAUUCCGACAGCGCAGAAGGUGAUAAAGAUAAUGAUAUCAAUGACGGCUCAGAUAUGACUGAGAUUCCAAGAAAGAGAAGCAUAAAUUUGUCUUCUGCGACAUCUCCGUUGGAUGUUCAACCUACUGAUACUUCAUGUUAUUCGCAACGUCCCUCGCCGAUGAUUGAUAGAAAUGUUGAUUAUUCCUUUCACUAUCCUCUACCGAAUAAUAACCAUCAUUAUGAACCUGGCUCAUCUAGUGCAAAUCAUAUUCAACCUAUACAACGAGAAUAUAGGUGCAAUUGCUCUUCAUGUGUCCAUUAUGAAUUUAAGCGUGAACCUUUUCAGGAUGACCCUAUUUUUACUCGUUUAAAUUCUCUUGGCAUAUCCCAUGAUGCUGAUGGCUAUCCGAAACGUCGAAGAUUAUCCAAUUCGGAAAAGGCGUCUUAUGAUUAUAGGACAACGUUACCACCAUUAAUAGAACAUCCUAACUUUCUCUCGAAUACACAUGGUCAGUCUAUUUGUUCUAAUGAUAUAUCUGAUCAUUCAUCCAAAAGUACUGCCUUAAAUUGUUUCACGAAAACACCAAUGUCUUCUCAACUAUCUCCUGUUUAUCCAUCUUACCGUUCCGAUUCUCAAUUACCCCUCCCAAAAAUAUCACCGACAAGAUCGCACACAUUACCUCCAUCAUUUAUCAACUCGCAACAACAACAUCGCCAAUUACCAACUCCACGGACAUCAAUCGAUGUUCCUCCAUUGACGCAAUACCCUAGACCAUCUUUUGAUAGUUAUAAAGACAAUUUUAGCAGUAACACUAAUGAGAAUAAUAGUAACAACAUUACGAUACCACAAUUUACUCCUCAUUUCACUUCGAGUCCGCGUCCUGUUCAUAAUCAACUACCGAGUUCGACGCAAAGUCCUGCUGUUAAUGCUCAAUCAGCAAUACGGUCUUCUUCAUUGCCUAUAUUGUCAAAUACUUCCCAAAUAUUGACAACCCUAGAACAAUCAACAACUACUAGAUUGCCACCUAUUACUGUUUUAACUGAGGAUCUUGGAAUCGAUAGUUUUCAGAAAAAAUUGAAUUUAUCAAUAACCAGUUCUCCUCCGCCUUUAAUGGUAAAUGACAGGAAUAUUGAUUGUUCAAAUAGUUUUCGGUUUAAUUAA
Messenger RNA from Dentiscutata erythropus, 1770 nucleotides. NCBI's taxonomy places the organism in Eukaryota, Fungi, Glomeromycota, Glomeromycetes, Diversisporales, Gigasporaceae. The record is from the annotation of a GenBank genome assembly.